Molecule: messenger RNA, 2063 nt
Organism: Pungitius pungitius (ninespine stickleback)
Lineage: Eukaryota; Metazoa; Chordata; Actinopteri; Perciformes; Gasterosteidae
Gene: gtpbp6
Product: GTP binding protein 6 (putative)
Exons: 10
Coding region: 93-1670 (525 amino acids)
Cellular component (GO): cytoplasm
Molecular function (GO): ribosome binding; GTP binding
Source: RefSeq, a predicted model, not a curated record
GUGGGCAAGAAGAAGAAGAAGAACGCGUUCACAGUGCGCAUGCGUCGUGGCCCUCACUUUGAAAAAAGCAUGACAACAACCAGGGCCGCGUGAUGCUGUACAAAAGCACCGUGACGGCACUGAGGAGGAUUCACUCGUGGUUUCCGGUCCUGCAGCGCCGCCGCGCGCACACCUGUCUGACGUCAUCGGCCACCUGCAGACUCCUUCGCCGACCUCCGCGUGCAGUCGCUGCUACAUGCCCCCCUCGGUCCACGGAGUUCUCGCUCUCAGCGUGCAGGUGGAGGAACACGGAUGAUGAUGAUGAUGAUUAUGAAGAGGAAGAUGACGACGUCAUCGAUGACAGCGAGGUGGAGGAGCUGUUUCAGGUGCGCGCUCCCGCGGGUGCCCUCGGGGCUGCGCACAGAGUGUUCGUGGUUCACCCCGAUGUGAAGUGGGGGAGCCGGAAGCAGCACCUGACCACAGCUGAGCUGAUGAUGGCCGAGGCCGUGGGGCUCGUGAACACUUUGGACAGCUGGAGUGUGGUGGACAAGGUCAUCAUGUCCACCAAGACACCAGAGAAGAAGAUGAUCUUCGGCAAAGGAAACUUCCGGACUCUGACAGAUAGAAUCAGACGGACAGCAGGAGUCACAGCAGUGUUUGUGAAUGUGGAGCGUCUGUCUGCUCUAUCUGAGAGGGAGUUUGAGGAGGCCUGGGGGGUCAAAGUCUUUGACAGGUACUCCGUGGUCCUCCACAUCUUCCGCUGCAACGCCAGGACCAAAGAGGCCAAGUUACAGAUCUCUCUGGCCGAGAUCCCUUUGUUAAGAUCUCGUCUGAAAAAUGAAAUGGCCAACUUGGAUCAGCAGGGCGGCGGCUCGAGGUACAUCGGAGGCUCUGGAGAGACGCUGAUGGAGGUGCAGCAGAGGCUGCUGAGGGAGCGCGAGCUGAAGAUCCGCUCGGCGCUGGAGAAGCUGCGCAGGAAGCGGCGCCUGCUGCGAUCUCAGCGGCGAGGCAAGGAGCUCGCCGCCGUCUCCGUGCUGGGGUACACCAACUGUGGAAAGACGACGCUGAUCAAAGCGCUGACGGGCGACGCCGGCCUUCAGCCCCGAAACCAGCUGUUCGCCACGCUGGACGUCACCGUGCACGCCGGCCAGCUGCCCAGUCACAUGACCGUCCUCUACGUGGACACCAUCGGCUUCCUGUCCCAGCUGCCCCACCAGCUCAUCGACUCCUUCUCCGCCACGCUGGAGGACAUCAAACACUCGGAUCUGCUGGUCCACGUCAGGGACGUCAGUCACCCGGAGACGGCGAACCAGAAGGCCAACGUGCUGAGAGUUCUGGAGAACAUGCGAAUCCCCGACAGGCUGCUGAGCUCCAUGAUCGAAGUCCACAAUAAGACGGACCUCGUGGACAACUAUCGGCCCACGGAGCCCGGCGCUCUGCCCAUCUCGGCCCUGGAGCGGCGGGGCCUCGGCGCCCUGAGGGCGGCGGUGGAAGAGGCGCUGGUGACGUCCACGGGGAAACGCGUGAUGGACCUCGCCGUCGACCUCGGCUCCCCUCAGCUGAGCUGGCUGCACAAGGAGGCCGCCGUUCAGGACGUGCGGGUCAACGCGGACGAAGGCUCGGCCGUCGUCAAGGUGACCAUCAGCGCCGCCGCCUACGGCCGCUACAGGAAGCUGUUCGGCGGGAGCUGACGGACAACGACGAGCCCCACUGAGCAGGUGCAGACGGAUGCUAACGCAGAAUGUCGCGUUAGCCAGAGCUAGCUAGACGUUAGCGCGUCGAUGCGGCUUCUUUAUGCUGAGUAACUUAUUCUUUAUGUUUUAAUGAAAUCCACUGAAAGCUUCCAGUGUGAAAUGAAGAGAAACUGAACCAGGGACAAUAAAAGCAGACUGUAUGUAUUGCACGAUAUUUGACAAGGUCAUUAUGUAACAGAAUGAGUAUGUUGUUGUAAACAUCAGAGCAACAAAAUGUUUCCUGGGGGAACAAAAACACGUGAAUUGAUUCUAGUCUUCUGUAGACGAGCUGAUGAAAGAAUCUGGAUUCGCUUCCUGUGGAAUAAAAGCUCUUUUCACAUCCUCGUGGUA